AUGCCGCGAGAACACCCAGCCACGGUCUCACCCGAAGAGGUUCGCCGCACCUUAAGGGAUCUUGAAUCGCGCCGGUCCUAUCAGCGCCGGUCACAGACUGUCAGAGUUCCCCAUGACGAGAUCCUCCGUGUCUUGCACGAUAUGGAUCGCCGGCGCGCCGAAGACCAAACCCGCCGCCGUGAAGCUCAAUACCAAUAUGCCGCACACACGCAGCCGCCAGCCACUCCAUCACCAAAACGACCUAGAGAAGAGCAACGGGACUCUGUCGAGUCCACUCUACAUCACUAUGACGCCUGUUUCCGCGUCAAGGAGCUUGCGUCAUCAACGCGAUCCUGGUGCCACGAAGUUCCACUUGCCCUUCAGGUUGAGGCCUCCAAGUCUUUCUACCAAGCGUUUACGGACGAGAGGACGUUGCCGGUCUCCCACUGCGUCUUCUGCUACAGGAAGACAUCGCCUUGCGAACUCACCACCAUGCAGUGGAGGGGUCGUCUGUCACCCUUGCUGCUACAGACGGCCAUGGCUCUCCAGGAGUGUGAUGCGUGCCUUCCGUCGCACGAGGGCGCCGGAGUUGACGUGUGCCGCGAGUGUCGCGCCAGCUUCGACAGUGGGCGGCUGCCUAAGGCCUGCUCGGUCAACAACAUGGCCAUCGGUUGUGAGCACCGGUACCCCGAAGAGCUUGAUGACCUCUCUCCCGUCGAAGAGAGACUCAUUGCCCUGCAUGCACCUUUUGGCUAUAUCACUAAGUUCACCGUCGACAACAAGACCCGUUCGGGAAUCAGUUACCGCAAGCACGUGAAAGGACAUAUUGUCGUCUUUCCGAACAAAGUGGACGAUCUCGUGGCCACGGUUCUUCCUCAUCCCUUGCUGCAGGCCAUCGAGAACAUUCACGUCUCUUGGAGCGGUUCGGCUAAGCCUGGCUCCGCAGACGUCAGAAACCUGCUUCAGGUGCGCAAAUCUCGAGUGGCAGCUGCCUUGGCAUGGCUACAAAGGAACAACCCGCUUUAUGAGGGUAUCGCAAUCAACCAAGCAGAGAUGGACGGCUGGCAGUAUGCCGACGGCUCCACUGUUCCGACCGUCAUCAUGGACCGCAUGCGAAGAGAGGAACCGUCGACUGUUGAGAAGACACAAACGGACCACAUAGUCCCGGACACCGAUCGAGGCUUGCAGGAAAACAGCUUUAGAAGCAUCGAUGAACUGGUGAACUCGAUCGAUCCUACUUUCAUCGCCGAAUCUUGCGAUUUGAACUGUACUCUGUCGACCGAGCAGACUCAACCUCUCCUGGAAGUGGACACUGUCUGUGAGACGUCUACAUCCGGCAUGUUUCCUCUCGAUGGUCCGGCUGCCUUCGCCGAGUCCGAUAAACUGUCGUUUCUGGCCGACAUCGUCAACGCCAAUCCGGAUCGACAUGGCAACUCUGUGCUGUUUGAGCAGGCCUAUGCGAACUUGACCGAGGACCGACUGAAGAGGGCCGAGGCGGAGAUGCGGGAGACAAGGACUACGUCGGACCCCGACAUAUCGCUCUUGCUCCGCGAGCUGUCGAUUUUGGUCAUGCACAGCCGCUCUCCAACGAAUCCCGUCUGCUUAUGCGGAGGAAGAUCCAAGCUCUGGACAUUUGGGCCGAUGAAGCUUGCCAUUCAUAGGCUCCAUGAUUAUGAGUCUGCAAAGGAGCUUUUGGCCGAUCUCCGUGAAAGGUACGACAGAAUCGCCCUCAGCACCAUGGAUCCGGUCAGCUCGGCCAUCUUCUUCCACCGAGAAAUAUCUCUAUUCUUUGACAAAUACGUGAACACAGGCCAGGAAUCGAUCUUCGGGAAGAUCAGCCACUACUACGCCACGGUGGAAACGAACGAGCGAGGCAGCCUCCACUUGCAUGGACUCCUCUGGCUGGACGGCAACAUGCGGUUACCGAACCUGAUGGACGACAUGGCCAAUCCCGCGGAAGAAUCGUAUCGUGCCCAGGUGAUCCGUGCACUCCACACGUACACCUGCCUCAAGUAUUCUCUGAAGGGUAUCGUCGAACAGGGUGCAGAUCCACAGAGACGGACAGCCUGCCGCUUCAAGGCACCGUGGAAGAUCGUCGAGGAGACAGGGUUCACAGAGGACGGUCUGCUUCAGAUCCGGCGCAAUCACCCACUCGUCAACCGGUAUAACAAGUCAUUGGCGGUCGGCCUUCGCCACAAUCACGACGUCUCGAUGAUCUUGACCAAAACCAAGGGCCUGGCCAUGGUGUACUACAUCACGAACUACGCCACCAAACUGGAUACGCCGAUGUGGAAGCGCAUUGCUCUCGCCGCCGAGGUUGCCCGCCAACUCCGCGAAGCCGGUCGUCCGACGUCUCGCGCACCAGAUCCCGCCCUGCCCGACAACAGGCAGCAGGCAGUGUUGAACGAAAGCCGUCAAUUCCUGAUGAGAACGGCAAAUCGGAUCUUCUCCGAGCGACAACUCUCGGCCGUAGAGGUCUGUUACCACCUCCUUGGAUAUGAUACCGACUUUACCAACGUGCCGCAUUGGUCUUUCCUGAACCUGACGGCGCUCUAUUGGGCAAUCUUUCGGCUAUGGGCACAUCUCCGCCAUCAGGCCGGCGAGCUGACGGACGCUGAACAGCCCGCGGAGACAAUCCCUCUGAGGCAAGGAGGGCGAACCCUAUUAUGCCUGGAGGCGUACGCCUACCGCGGUCAUGUUCUACAAGACUUAUGCCUGUAUGACUACAUGUCAAUGAUUCAUUUGGAUUCCGACUGUGACGACUGGAUGCAAAAGCUUCGACGGCCCGACCAGUACGCCACCCCGAUCUUCCAAGGAUACAUCAGCGACGACCAUGAGGACGAUCACCCAGUCUAUAUUAAGCGAAAUUCGGUCCUACACUUGGCGUUAUUCGUCCCUUGGGAGAACUUUAUUUCUGAGAGCCAAGGCGACAUAACCGACAUAUGGACGACGCAUCGAUCUGGGCUUUGUCCCCGCCUCCGUUUCCAUGUCUCCAACAUUGGUCUUUUGAGAAAAUCUGCCGAAGACGCGCGCAAGGACGCGAAGCUCUGGGCCAGUCGAUCGGAAGGUGACGACACAAUUGACGUCGAGUACCCACUUGACGAUGGCCGCUACGAGGAGGAGCCUCCAGCGAUGGCUCAUCGUCAGGCCUACAGAGCUCUACUCCAGAUUUUGCGAAAUGCCGUGCAGCAAACGGACGCCACGAAAGACUCACCCGUCCUUGGAGGCCUAAUACGCGAUCUGUGCGAAGAGAACCCGGCGGAAGAUGAGCAACCUUUGGUGCAACGUCAGGAGGAUUCUGGUUCUCAGGGGACCAUGCUUUCCGCGGAUGGCGCCGACGUCGACGAUACCCUAGCUCGCUACGGCGAUACGGAGUCCGCUGCUGCGCUCCCGGGCAGCGACCUCAAUGAACAAGGCCCUCGGAUGCUUGUCGACGUCAGUCCGGCAACUAGCUUCGCGGAGAUGGGACGCACCACCGCGGCCAGCUUUACACUGAACUAUCUACAGACCAUGGCCCUUCAACUCGUUUGCCUGUUUCUGGACAAGUAUACUGCCAAUCCGGACUCAGCGGGUCAGCAUCUUCAAUACACCGGCGGGCCGGGUGGCACGGGAAAGUCGAGGAUUAUCGAUGCCCUGAAGGACGUGUUCGCGGCGAGGAACCAGCCGCAUCUUCUGCAGAUAACCGGCACAUCGGGCAGUUCGGCGGCCCAGAUUGGCGGCACGACGAUCCACUCGGCCUGUGGGUUAGAUUCCCAUCGCGAUCCAAACAAACCGCCUCCCCCCUUCUCGGAGGCGAAGAAGUGGAUCUGGAAACAGAAGCUGGUACUCGUGAUUGACGAGGUCAGUAUGCUUGGAGGAGCCACUCUGCACAACGUCAGUCGUCACCUGCAGGCACUCCGUGACUGCCCGGACGAACCAUUUGGCGGGAUGCCCGUCGUUCUACUGAUGGGAGACUUCUACCAGUUCGCCCCCCGUGCGGGAAACAAGCCUACUAAUCAUCACACCGCCGGACCGAACAGAGACCCCCCCCUGCGACAAGCGACCAUCUCUCACCACAGCGGCUGCAGAUUGUGGCAUCUGUUCAAAACCGUGGUGCUCCUCGAAGACCAAGUCCGCGCACGCAACGAUCCCCAACUCCGUGCACUCCUGGAUCGAGUUCGUAACGGGCGCCAGACCCAUGAAGAUCUGAUCUUGCUCAAUGCCAACAUUGUAGGACGCUCGCAAAUCACCUUCCACGAUGGUUUGCGUGCUAUAACGCCGCUGAACCGCACCCGGUGGGCCCUCAACAUGGAAGCUGUCGUUGGCUGGGCGCGCUUCAACCAGCGGCAUAUCCGUAUCUUUGUCUCGACUCACACCUGGCGUAGCGGCACGCUUUCUCCAGACAUCGUGGCGCGAACCAUCGGACAAGGCGACGACUCUGCCUGCAAAGUCCCCGGCGUCUUAUUCUACGCCCAGGGCAUACCCGUGGUUGUGAACAAGAACAUCUACACUGGCCUGAAGGUUGUGAAUGGGGCCGACUUUACUGCCGUGGAUGUAAUAAUCGAUCCCAAUCACCCGGGAUACUGCUUGGCAGAUGACGUGACCAUCCACUUCGGGCCACCGCUCGGCAUUCUUCUGCAGUCCGAGGAGACGAAGGCCUUGGCGAUACCGUCCCUCCCGGUGGGGACGGUACUCAUCCGACCCAUGUCGCAUACGCUCGAUUCGACUAACUCUCACUUCAAAUUCUUGUCGGCAAGAUGCACGCGACGUGGAUUACCCGUUGCGCCAGCGUUCGUCCUCACUGACUAUAAAUCCCAGGGUAAAACGUUCGUGGAGGUACUCUUGGAGCUGCGUGGAAAUCGUGUGACCAAUGGUGAACCCUCCAAAUGCGAUUUCACGAGCCUCUAUGUUCAACUGUCCAGGUGUACUACGCUCCAUGGCAUCAAACUCCUCAGUCCCGUGAGAUACCAGGAUUUUAUUGACAAUACGCUAGAUCGAGCCAUGCUUGAUGGAAUGCGCAAAAUCACAAACUUGGCGGCGCAAACGAGACGGGCAUAUGAGGGUGGCGGUUCAGAAAAGCAGUGA
Molecule: messenger RNA, 5043 nt
Organism: Hirsutella rhossiliensis
Lineage: Eukaryota; Fungi; Ascomycota; Sordariomycetes; Hypocreales; Ophiocordycipitaceae
Product: PIF1-like helicase domain-containing protein
Exons: 9
Coding region: 1-5043 (1680 amino acids)
Biological process (GO): telomere maintenance; DNA repair
Molecular function (GO): DNA helicase activity
Source: RefSeq, a predicted model, not a curated record